Molecule: messenger RNA, 7763 nt
Organism: Triticum aestivum (bread wheat)
Lineage: Eukaryota; Viridiplantae; Streptophyta; Magnoliopsida; Poales; Poaceae
Product: squamosa promoter-binding-like protein 10
Exons: 2
Coding region: 145-903 (252 amino acids)
Cellular component (GO): nucleus
Molecular function (GO): DNA binding
Source: RefSeq, a predicted model, not a curated record
CCACCACCUUACACCGCACAGCACAUCCUCACUGAUUCAUACAGCCAGCUAGCGAGCGAGCUUAGCCAACCACACGCCUCCUGGUCCUAGCUAGCUCCCCCCGGCUUUCUCUUCUUGAGCUCCGACCGACCACUCACUCGGGCCAUGAUGAGCGGCGGCAGGAUGAACGCGGCGGCGAGCGACGACUUCCCGUUCGCGGCAAUGCAGCAGCCGCCCUACGUCAGCUUCGAGCACGCCGGCAUGGUCCAGGCCGGCGGCGGCGGAGGAGGGGGGCAGCGCCACCAGGGCGCCAUGAUGUACGACAACUUCGACUUCGCGGCGGCGGCCGCCGCCUUCGGCCAGUUCCAGGACGCGCCGCACCACCAGAUGCUGGCGCUGCCGCCCAACGGGGGCGGCGCCGGCGGGCUGCUCCCCAUGGCGCCGCCGCCCAUGCCCGGGAUGCAGCUGCAGAUGCCGCCCAUGGGCAUGCACGGCCACGGCGACGUGUACCCGGCGCUCGGGAUGGUGAAGCGCGAGGGCGGCGCCGGCGCCGGCGACGCGGGGAGGAUCGGGCUCAACCUCGGCCGCCGGACCUACUUCUCCCCCGGCGACAUGAUGGCCGUGGACCGUCUCCUCAUGCGGUCCCGCCUGGGCGGCGUGUUCGGGCUCGGGUUCGGCGGCGCGCACCACCAGCCGCCGCGGUGCCAGGCGGAGGGCUGCAAGGCCGACCUCUCCGGCGCCAAGCACUACCACCGGCGCCACAAGGUGUGCGAGUACCACGCCAAGGCGUCCCUCGUCGCCGCGGCCGGCAAGCAGCAGCGCUUCUGCCAGCAAUGCAGCAGGUCAGAGCCAGACCCACACACCCACUCCCUCCCUCCCUCCCUCUCUCUCUCUACAAAUGGAACAGUAGUUCUUGCAUUGUGAGGUGAUGUUCUUGCAGAAGCCCAGUAUAGCUAGAGCCAGGUUGCAGUUAGGCUAGGGGUAGGGCCAGCGGAAGCUGUUGGCCUUUUCAGUUCGCGCUCUGAUUCGGCUCGUGCCCAUUGUCCGUUGCGGGCAGCCAUGGCAAAGCUCUGCUGUCCUUUGUGCAAAAGCAAGCCCAGCUCGGCCGCAGUCGCGCACUACACUGAGACGACCAGUCAUGUCAAACCAAAAAAUGACAAGAGAAAACACUGCUCCAUGGCAUGGAGGAGUACUAGGUCAUGCUCAUGGUGGAAUCUGACCAUGGCGUUUUCCUUGGUGGUUUUCCGGGGAUCGAUCGAUCAGCGGGCGGAGACCGGAGAAAGGGUGGUGGAAAGGGGGAGGGAAAAGGCUGCGUGCUUCGGGAUGCCUCUGCAGAGCGCAGACUGGGAGAGGAGAGGAGAGGAGAGGAGGGAGACGCCAUGGCUGGCUGGCUGAUCCGGUGCCAGGCUUUUGCCCUGACCAUAUCUCUGCCUGCUGCCUUUCCUCUUUAUCCUCCCAUUGACCAAUGUUUUAGCGGCCGUGGUGCCAGUGGCGACUAGACUUUUGCAUGCCAAUUAUAGUUGGGAGUACCUAGAACUCAUCUAGAUGAGAUAUAAUUUGGUCUCAUUCACUUUGAAAACAAGAACAGAUACAACCCACGUCAGCACACACGCAUCUUAUAGCAUCACAUUCGAUGGCUAUAGAAGGUGAAUGAGACCAAAUUAUAUCUCAUCUAGAUGAGUUCUAGCAAAACUGAUUAUAGCUUUCUUGACAAUCCAUGCAUGUCUGAACAUCCUUUGGUUGAAUGGUGGAUGCUAAUUACUGCUAUAGGUGUUUCGUUAGUACAUAAAAGGUAGCAAAAGAUUAAGUUAAGUUUGUUGUUCGUGUAGGUUCUGUAAAAUAUGGUUGAAACGUAUGCAUCUCUGCAGGGACGCGUGCGUGUAUAUAUAGGCUCAAGGCCAACAGAAGAUUACAUGGUUGAGAUACGGGAGUUAGGCUUGAUCUCCACGUUACAAUAGGCUUGAUCUCCACGUUAUAAUAUACAGCUAUACAGAGAAUAGAAUCAAGCCUAACUCAACCGCUGAUUACAACUAACACAAAACAAACGCACGCGCUAAUAUCCCUACACACAUAUUUCAACAUCCCCUCUCAAUCACAACUUAUCUAAGUUGAGAUUGUAUCUGAAAGCUUCGAGCUGUUUCACAGACAAUGUCUUGGUGAAGCCAUCUGCAAGUUGGUCACCCGUGGGGAUAAAACGAAUAUUGAGCAACUUAUUAGCUACUCUCUCUCGAACAAAAUGAUAGUCCACUUCAAUAUGUUUUGUCCUUGCAUGAAAGACUGGAUUGGCUGACAGAUAUGUGGCUCCAAGAUUAUCACACCACAAUGAUGCAACCUUUGAAUGUUCCACACCCAAUUCCCUCAACAGAGUUUGCACCCAAAUUAUCUCAGCUGUUGCAUUUGCCAGUGCCUUAUAUUCAGCCUCUGUACUAGACCUAGAGACUGUAGCCUGUUUACGAGCACUCCAAGAAAUAAGAUUACAGCCAAAAAAGACUGCAAAACCACCUGUCGACCUUCUGUCAUCUGGACAACCUGCCCAGUCAGCAUCAGAAAAAGCACUUACAAGUGUGGAAUCUGAUUUAACAAACUUGAGCCCAAGACUUGAUGUAUACUUCAAAUAUCUAAGAAUUCUCUUGACUGCAGUCCAGUGAGCAGAAGUAGGAGAGUGCAAAAACUGACAUAUUUUGUUAACAGAGAAAGCUAUAUCUGGCCUAGUUAAUGUGACAUACUGCAAUGCACCAACUAUGCUUCUGUACCUGGUAGAAUCCUCAUACCCAAGUGGCUCUCCCUCCGUUAAUGACAACUUCUCAGAAAUAGAUAAGGGUGUUGGAACAGGCUUACAAUCCUUCAUACCCACCCUUGUGAGAAUCUCUUCUAUAUAUUUUUCUUGAGUCAAUAGUAUACCACUCUUUACCUUCUUUACCUCUAUGCCUAGGAAAUAGUGAAGUUGACCCAAGUCCUUCAAGGCAAAAUCUUUUCGAAGAUCCUGAAGGAGUGCUUCAACAGCUUUUGGUGAGGAACUAGUAACAAUUAUGUCAUCAACAUAAAUAAGCAUGAACAUAACUACACCAUUUUUGUUGAAGAAAAAUAGGGAUGUAUCAGCCUUUGAAGGAACAAAACCAAGUGUUUGUAAUUUUGUUGACAAUCUAGAAUACCAUGCACGUGGAGCUUGUUUCAGUCCAUACAAAGCCUUAUCCAAUCUGCACACGUACCCAGGUCUAUUAGGAUCCUCAUAUCCUGGGGGUUGUCUCAUGAACACCUUCUCUUCCAGAACACCAUGAAGAAACGCGUUCUUUACAUCUAGCUGUCGCAUGCACCAGUUUCUCGAAACAGCAAUGGACAAAAUUAAUCUGAUGGUAGCCGCUUUGACCACAGGACUAAAAGUGUCCUCGUAGUCAAUUCCAUACCUCUGUUUAAAACCUUUGGCAACCAAACGUGCCUUAUACCUGUCAAUGGAACCAUCAGACUUUUUCUUAAUUUUAUAGAUCCAUUUGCAAUCUAUCAAAUUACUUCCCCUCUCAAACGGUACAAGAUGCCAAGUCUUGUUUCUCAUGAGAGCCGAGUAUUCUUCAUUCAUGGCCUCCGUCCACCGUUGAUCCCCUAAUGCUUCUCUCACAUUUUGUGGUUCACCUGUGCUGCAGAAGUUUAACCAUCGAACAGUACCAUCAGUGCGUAUUUUUGGCUGAGAAAUACCGGUUUGUAAACGAGUACGAGCCCUCGGAAUAACAGGUGGUGGUGGAGGCUGUGGUGGCGUAGCCACAGGCGAUCCCGCAGCCACAGAGGAUCCACCAGGAGUACUGUCCGCUGCGUCAGGGAAGAGAUCAGCGCCUCCUCCCCCGUUCGUCCAGGAAUCGCCACCUGGUGUUGCGGGCCAUGCAGCCCGUUGGCGAUCGGCCGGGCAUGUCGCCUCUGCACCAGCCCGUGGGCUGGGGCCACGCGGCGAGGGAGAACCGGCUCCCACGCCCGCUCCAUGCGUCUGUCGCACUGAUCCCGGGACGGAUCGGGCGGGCGCCUGGGAGUGCGUCGAAGACCCUGCAUGGGAUCCCUCGCCUGACAGGGCGGGAGAGUCCUCCUCGUGACCAGGAUCUGCUGCGUCACCACUUGUGGAGUCCUGCGUAUAUUCUGCUUCCUGUACACUUGGAAACUCCAAAUUUUGAUCAGAAAAAGUCACAUGGUCAUUUUGCAAAUCACCCCCAUGAUCAAAUACAGGAGGAUUAAGGAGUGUGGGAGGAAGCAAAUUGAUUUCCGCACGGAGUUGAGCGCCGGCGUUCUCGUGAAGUUCAGAAAACGGAAAGAUGGACUCGUCAAAGACAACAUCACGAGAUAUAUAGACACGUCCACUCGAGAUGUCUAGACAUUUAUAGCCUUUGUGAAGGGGACUAUAUCCAAGAAACGCACACCGGGUAGAGCGAAACUGCAGUUUAUGCUUGUUGAAGGGGCGUAGGUUAGGCCAUACCGCACACCCAAAAACACGAAGAAAAGAAUAAUCUGGGGUGAUAUUGAAAAGGCGCUCUAGAGGUGUUUGAGAUUGAAUGACUUUACUAGGGAGACGAUUAAUGAGAUAAACGGCAGUAGUGAAAGCUUCAUCCCAGAAUUUUAAUGGCAUGGAUGCAUGAGCGAGUAAGGCGAGGCCGAUUUCAACAAUGUGUCUAUGUUUUCUUUCAGCGGAGCCAUUUUGUUGGUGGGCAUGAGGGCACGAAACAUGGUGGGAAAUACCAAUGCGCUCAAAGAAUGAAUUUAGUUUGCGAUAUUCGCCACCCCAGUCGGUUUGCAUGGCAAGGAUUUUCCUAUCAAACAAGCGUUCAACAUGUUGCUGAAAAUCAUGAAACUUCUGAAACACUUCAGAUCUAUUUUUGAUCAAGUAUAUCCAAGUAAACUUGCUGAAAUCAUCAAUGAAACUAACAUAAUAUGUGAACCUGCCUACAGAAGUAACAGCAGGACCCCAAACAUCCGAAAAGACUAGCUCUAAAGGAGCACUAGAGACACUAGUAGACCGAGGAUACGGUAACUGAUGGCUUUUUGCCUUUUGACAUGCAUCACAAACAGAUUCAUGCCUUUUAUUUGACACGGGAAGACAAUUAUUUUUGACUACUUGAUCGACUAUGACAAAGGAUGGAUGCCCUAGACGUCCAUGCCACCGAGAAGACGAUGCUUUUUGCACACCAAGGACAUGCUUCCCACGAACGGAUGGUGCAUGAGGUAGAGGAUAGAGGCCACCUCUACUCUGUGCGCGCAGCAGAAUUUUCCCCGUUCCCUGUUGUUUGAUAGAAAAGAACUCAGGGUAAACUUCCAAGUAUGCGUGAUUGUCAUGAGCAAGUUUUUGAGCAGCAAUCAAAUUCUUUGCAGAUUUGGGAACAUGUAAAAUAUCUCGAAGAUGAAUAGGUUGAUCAUGAGUAUGAAUAUGCGCAUGACCAAUGUGAGCAAUUUCCAUACCUGACCCACUCGCCGUGUGGACUUGAUCUAUGCCGGUGUAGCGUUCGUGGGUAGCGAGCUUGUCUAGCUCACUUGUGACGUGGUUGGUUGCUGCAGUGUCGAUGUACCAGUUCGUAUCAACUCCGUACGAAGUGGCUGCGGAGUUUGCUGUCUUCUCCUUCCUCUUGAAGUUCUUCUCGAACCUCUUCCAGCAGCGAUAUGCAUCGUGGCCGGCCUUGCCACAGAUUUGGCAUAUGACCACGUCGGGUCGGGUAUGGUUGUUGUAGCCGCCGCCGCCGCCGCCGUAGUAGCCGCCGCCGCCGCCGCAGUUGUAGCCGCCACCGCCGCCGCCGUUGUGGUAGCCUCCACCACCGUGACCACCACCGCCUUGGCCUUGGCGCUGGUUGGGGUAGCCACCACGCCCGUCAUCAGAGGAGCGCCCGCCUCCUCCACCGCGACUGUUGCCGCUGCUGUUGCUGCGACCCUGAGGAUAGCCGCCGCCACGUCCGCCCUUGGCGACGAGAUUGACCGACAGCUGCUGACUCACCGGGUUCUGCGCCUCCAGACGUGACUCGGCCACCAGGAGCCCGGAGAAGAGUUCGGCGAGGGUGAUCGCCUGCUCGUUCGCCUUGGCAGAGAGCGCCGAGACGAAGGGGUUGUAGUCUGCAUCAAGCCCCGAGAGAAUCUGCGAGACCAGAUCGUCGUCGUCCAUCUUCUUCCCCGCGGCAGCAAGCUCGUCAGCGAUUCCCUUCAUCUUGGUGAAGUACGCAGUGGCAGAGAGAUCUCCCUUGCGCGAGUUUGUGAGCUGCGUGCGGAGCUGGAUGACGCGGGCGCGCGACUGCGAGGCGAACAUCGCCUGGAUCGCGGCCCACAGCUUGCUGCUCUCCGUAUGAUCCAUCACCUGCAGCAACACCUCUCGGGAAAGAGACCCGAGCAGAAAACCCAAAACCUGCUGGUCUUGAGCCACCCACGCUGCAUAGGCUGGGUUACAUACCUUCUCGACGGUCUUGUCCGCCUUUGCCUCCUCGAUUUCCUCCGGUGGUGCUGCCCGCGAUCCGUCGAGGAAACCCAUGAGAAGGGCACCUCGGACCGGUGGCAGGACCUGAGCCUUCCAGGGUAGAUAGUUCUCCCUGGUUAGCUUCUCAGCGAUCUGAACAUGGGCGAAGGAGAUGGCUGCCGGAGCGGAGGAACCUGCCAUGGCUAGAUGUGUUUGUGGAAGAGAUAGAGGCUCUGAUUACCAUGUAAAAUAUGGUUGAAACGUAUGCAUCUCUGCAGGGACGCGUGCGUGUAUAUAUAGGCUCAAGGCCAACAGAAGAUUACAUGGUUGAGAUACGGGAGUUAGGCUUGAUCUCCACGUUACAAUAGGCUUGAUCUCCACGUUAUAAUAUACAGCUAUACAGAGAAUAGAAUCAAGCCUAACUCAACCGCUGAUUACAACUAACACAAAACAAACGCACGCGCUAAUAUCCCUACACACAUAUUUCAACACACGUGCUCACCGAGUUCGACGAGUCGAAGAGGAGCUGCCGGAAGAGGCUGGCCGAGCACAACCGCCGCCGGAGGAAGCCGGCGAGCAGCAGCACGACUGCGACGUCCAAGGACUCGGCGCCGCCUUCCAAGAAACCCAACCCGGGCGCCAUCUCCAGCUCCUACGCCGCCGACAACAACAAUUUGAGCGCCACCAAGUCCAACAUCUCGUCCAACACGAGCGCCAUCAGUUGCCUGCAGCAGCACGACCAGAGCAAGGCCGCGGCGGCGGCGGCGAGGCCCAUGACGCUCACCCUCGGGGAGCCGCCGGAGAAGGACGACCACCACCGGCAGCUCAGCAACGCCAUGCAGCUCCACAACCACCACCAGGAGCAGCAGCACUUCAUCACCUCCCUGCUGCAAGGCAGCAACAACAACAGCAACAUCCUGUCGUGCUCGUCGGUGUGCUCCAGCGGGUUGCCGUCUGCCGGGGCGGCCAACGGCGAGGUCUCCGACCAGAACAACAACAGCAACCAUGGCGCCGGCAACAAUAACAACAAUAACAUGCAUCUCUUUGAGGUGGACUUCAUGUAGACGACCGAUCGACGCAGGUGAGCUUGGAGACCCGUACAUGGAGCCAUGGAGUGGUGACCAGCCUACGCCUAGCACUGCACCAACAGUGUCCUUUAAUUAAUUUGUGUGUAGGUAAAAAAAAAAGGAGAGCAAAAACCUUAAGGGUAUAGUCCAUAGUCUCAAAGUGCUGAGAUCAGCUAGCAAAGGCUGUGCAAGCUAGCAUGCAUGCCUUUCUUCCAACUUUCUUCCCUGCGGUGCUCCUGUAGCGCUGCAAGCAAGCAUGCCUUCCUGCCAUUUUCUGUUUCAGUGAGGAAAUAAUGUUUGUGUUAGUGUUA